Messenger RNA from Pelobates cultripes (western spadefoot toad), 333 nucleotides. NCBI's taxonomy places the organism in Eukaryota, Metazoa, Chordata, Amphibia, Anura, Pelobatidae. The record is from the annotation of a GenBank genome assembly.
CAUGCACCAUUAUGCCGCGAUACCAGCCCAGCAUGCACCAUUAUGCCGCGAUACCAGCCCAGCAUGCACCAUUAUGCCGCGAUACCAGCCCAGCACGCAUCAUUAUGCUGCGAUACCAGCCCAGCACGCAUCAUUAUGCCGCGAUACCAGCCCAGCACGCACCAUUAUGCCGCGAUACCAGCCCAGCACGCACCAUUAUGCCGCAAUACCAGCCCAGCACGUAUCAUUAUGCCGCGAUACCAGCCCAGCACGCACCAUUAUGCCACGAUACCAGCCCAGCACGCACCAUUAUACCGCGAUAGCAGCCCAGCAAGCACCAUUAUACCGCGAUAG